CUUUACUUUCCGGGUUCUGCUGUGCGAUCACAGUAUACCGGGCUUUAUCAUUCAGAAAAAGCCUCUCGAAUUGUGAUCGUCCGAUAAACAAGCCUCGCACGAUCGCAAUCCCUACGAGCUGUGCGGCCUUGUCUAACAGAUCGAGUCGGUCGUGACUGAACAACGACCCUACGCUACUCCUUCAGUCGAAUUCCCUCUACAUCACACAGGCUUCGCAAUGGCCUUCAGCAACGUGCUCCGGGCCUUCCAGCCCCUGCGAACUUCUGUCCUCCGCACCCCCGCCUCCGCCACCCAAUACCUCUCCAGACCUACGUUCUUCCAACGAUCAAUCGCCACGACGUCCCCCAAGUUCCUCGAGCAACAAACAGAGCAGCAGCCGCAGGAGCAACCACCCGUGGAGACCGCCACUCCGACCGCCGAUGCCCCUUCCUCCAGUACUGUCCAGACCGAGGCCCCUCCCUCGCUCCGCCAAUACGCCUACAAGCUCAAAAAGGCCACCGUCAUAUCCGCCGGCCGCAUGGUGCGCACAGUCCGCGUCAUGCAUUGGAACGUCGAGUGGGACGCCCACCUCCGCAAGUACUACCGCAAGAAGGAGAUUAUCCUGGUCGCGGACCCCCGCGAGUCGCUGCGUGUCGGCGACGUGAUCGAGUUCUCGUCCGGGUACCCCAAGAGCCGCAACGUGCACCAUGUGGUGGAGCGGAUCAUCGCCCCCUUCGGAGAGCCCAUCGAGGACCGGCCGGCCGUGAUGACGCGCGAGGAGCGCGACGCCGCGCGCGUGGAGAAGCGGACGGCCAAGUGGCAGCGCAGGGAGGCCCGCAUCCGCGAGGCGGGCGGCAACGUGAAGGGCGGCCCCCCUUCGCCGGAGCACAUCGGGCGUAUUCGGAGGUUGAUCCAGGAGCGACAGGACUCAUUCGUGCCACAGAUAGGGUUCAAGAGAGCACAGACUGCGGCGGCUAAAGCCGAGGAGGCUGCUAAGGCGGAGGCGGAGGCGGAGGCGGCUGCUAAGGAGGCUGCUAAGAAGGCUGCUAAGGAUACGCCUGCUGCUGAGACUACACAGAACUAAGUGGGGGAAUUGAUGGUUCUCUGCUUCAUUCUUAUUGGAGAGGAAGAAAGGGGAGUGGGAGUGGGCUCACCAGGAGUUCUUUUUCUCUAAUUUACGUCUUCUCAUUGACUGUGUAUGGUUGGUAUGUAAACCUUGUGUAUAUUAUAGCUAUUCAUGUGGCAUAUUGUGGAAUCUCAGUUCGAGCUUGUCCAG
This is a messenger RNA of Aspergillus aculeatus ATCC 16872, 1255 nucleotides long. RefSeq lists its product as uncharacterized. NCBI's taxonomy places the organism in Eukaryota, Fungi, Ascomycota, Eurotiomycetes, Eurotiales, Aspergillaceae. Gene Ontology annotation, molecular function: structural constituent of ribosome. Gene Ontology annotation, biological process: translation. The coding region runs from base 218 to 1063 and encodes 281 amino acids. The record is from RefSeq and is a predicted model, not a curated record. Gene Ontology annotation, cellular component: ribosome. The transcript has a single exon.